Molecule: messenger RNA, 3651 nt
Organism: Protopterus annectens (West African lungfish)
Lineage: Eukaryota; Metazoa; Chordata; Ceratodontiformes; Protopteridae
Product: nucleolar and coiled-body phosphoprotein 1-like
Exons: 16
Coding region: 47-2782 (911 amino acids)
Cellular component (GO): nucleolus; nucleoplasm
Molecular function (GO): protein binding
Source: RefSeq, a predicted model, not a curated record
UUUCCCAAGCUGUGACUGCGUCUGGUGUGCGUCUCUCUUUCUGUAAAUGUUGGCUGUUAAAAUGGCGGAAUCUGGUGCUGUUCCUAGCGAUCUUUACCCGUAUAUCUAUUCAUUCCUAAUUGAAAAUCGCUUUGAAAAAGCUGCAAAAGCAUUUGCUAAGCGGACAAAUACUACUUUAAAUGCUCAAGAUCCCAGCUCUGCAUCACUUGUAGAUAUCUUUGGUUUCUGGAUAAAAUCACCAGAAGCCAAGAAAAGGAAACUAACAUCCAACGGACCUGCUGCAAAGAAAGCCAAGAAGGAUGAGUCUUCAAGCAGUUCCGAUAGCUCUAGUGAUGAGGAACCGCCAGCCAAGAAACCAGCAGUCAAGCCAGCUGUACCACCUAGUAAAACCAUGGGGAAAGCUGCCCCCACAAAGAAAGCAGAGAGUAGUAGCAGUGAAGAUUCAAGUGAUGAGUCUGAAUCCAUGAAGAAAACUACCCCUGCAAAGAAGAGUACUCCUGCAACGAAGAAACUUGAAGUAAAGAAGCCUGCUGUUACUCCAGCUCCAGGGAGGAAAAAGGAUGAAAGUUCCAGCAGUGAAGAAUCUGAUGGCUCGGAGGAUGAGAAGCAAACUGCCAAACCUGCUACUAAACCAGUUACUGCAAAGACAGCUAGUGGGAAAGCUGCAGCAACCAGCAGUGAUUCAUCCAGUGAUUCCAGUGAUUCAGAAGAUGAAAAACCAGUUAAGAAGCCAAUUCCAGCAAAAAUUACACAAGUAAAAGAUAAGGUUAAUGCCAAGCCUGCAGCAAAAGUUACACCAGCCAAGCCUGCAGCAAAAGUUACACCAGCCAAGCCUGCUGCUAAAGAGAGCUCUAGCAGUGAGGACAGCUCAGAUGAUGACACUCCAGCAACAAAAAGCAAACCAAAGUCAGGACCAUACAAUGCAGUUCCACCGCCAUCUGUUUUAAAGCAGGGAGCGCCUUCAUCAGCAAACAAGAAGCUAGAUGCUAAAACUUCAGCUGCUGUGUCAAAGCCAGCUGCUGCAGUGCCGAAGGCCCCUGUCAAGAAGGCAGAGUCCAGCUCUGAUAGCGAAUCUGAUUCUUCCUCUGAUGAGGAACCAGCCGCGAAAAAAAUUGCUAAGACAGCAACACCAAAGACGCCUUCUGCAAAACCAGCUCCAUCAAAAGCAGCUGCUGUAAAAUCUGCUAAAAAGGAUUCCAGCUCUUCAGGUAGUUCAGAUUCUAGUUCUGAUGAAGAACCAGCUACAAAAACACCCGCCAGUGCAACAAAAACUGCCCCUCUGAAAACUGCUUCCACAAAGCCAGCUGCUAAAGCAGCAGCUCAUGUAAAACCUGCAGAGGCUAAAAAGACUUCUAGCUCUUCAGACAGUUCAGAUUCUAGCUCUGAUGAGAAACCACCUGCCAAAAAAGCUGCCAUUGCAGCUAAGGUUACCGCUUCUUUGAAGGCAGCUUCUGCAAAGCCCACUCCACCUAAAGCAGCAGCUCCUGUAAAACCUGCCACAGCUAAAAAAGCUUCCAGUUCAUCAGACAGUUCAGAGACCGAUAGUUCUGAAGAGGAUGCCCCUACAAAAUCACGUGUUAAAGGUGCUGCUAAACCCCCUGCGUCAGCUGCCUCUGCAAAACCUGGUAUACCAAAAGCUUCAGCUAAAAAGCCAGAUAGUAGCUCUGACAGUUCAGAUGAGUCUGCAGCAAAUGUGAAAAAUAAGAAAACACCAACAGCUAAGUCACCAAAUAUUCCUGCUAAGCCAGGUCCCAAACCUCCAGCAACUGCAGCAGCCAAAGCUGCAGCUAAAAAAGACAGUAGCUCAGAUUCUGACAGUUCCAGCAGUGAUGAAGAGCCAGCAAAGCCAGUGACCAAGAGCCCAGCAACAGCACUCGCCAAAAGCCCAGCAGUGGUCACAGGCAAGUCACCAGCCAGGAACACUUUAGCAGCAGGUAAAAAAAAGGCUGGAGAGAGCAGCAGUUCUUCUGAUAGCUCUAGUGAAGAGGAAGAAAAACCCAAACCCAAGACUGUUCAGGCAAAAAAGCCAGUCACUACUCCCAGUAUGCAGGCAUCAAAGGCUUCCACAAAAAAGACUGAGAGCAGCAGCAGUUCUGAAAGCAGUUCAGACUCUGAUGAGACUGAAAAGACUAAAUCAGGCAGUGCUUCAGCCAAGACUCCAGCCUCUACCCCAAAGUCUGUGACUAACACACCAAAAGCACCAUUGUCUGCCCAAGGUAAAAAGAAGGCAAAUGAUAGCAGUUCGGACAGUUCUUCUGAGGAAGAAUCUCCCAAGCCAAAGGUCAAAGUAACACCAACCUCUAAAGCACCAUCUUCUACAUCAAAACAGUCUGGAAAAAAACCUGCUGAGGAGAGCAGCUCAGAAGAAAGCUCUGAGGAGGAGGAGAAUGCCAGUGCAUUAGUCAAUGGUUCAGUUAGUAAGAAAAAAAAACAAAAGGGUUUGAGUAAAGAUGAUACAUCAGUAAAUACUCCUGUCAACAAGAACAUAACACAGAAAACUCCAAAUACAUUUCCAAAAAUGAAAGAGAAGAAGACACCUGUAAGUAAUACUCCUUUCCGUAGAGUAAGAGAAGAAGAGAUUGAUGUUGACCUUCGACUGGCCAGCAACUCCUUUGACGCAAAGAAAGGAGCAGAUGGAGACUGGGGAGAGAAAGCCUACAGCAUUUUGAAGUACACCAAAGGAAAAUCAUUCAGACAUGAAAAAACAAAGAAAAAGCGUGGCAGUUAUCGAGGUGGUGCCAUUUCCACUCAAGUGAAUUCCAUAAAAUUUGACAGCGAGUGAGCAGUUUCAGUGCUGUGCUCAUAUAGACUAAAUUUUUUUAAUUCUGGAGUUUUGAUCAAAUCCAUCUCCUCUGUUGCAGGAGGCAGGGAUCAAUAUUUUAGAGACGUCAUGAACUACAUUGGCUGCAUGAUAAACACCACCAGGCACCUUUGACAGCAUCAGUAACGUUUUAGUUGUGAUCAGAUCUCUGAUCAUCCCAUUUGACUGAGGACUUAAGCUGUCCAACUUGGCUGGCUUUAGCCAUCAUGAUUGUGAUAAAUACUGUAAUGACAAUUACAGAUACUUUCAGUUUUUAUUUAUUUUUUCAUGUUUCAGAGAAUUUUUGUGAUUGGGGAUUUUUGGCCAGGUAAACUUAACGCUCACAGGUACCAUUUGCAGCAGUGAGCCCAAGCCAUUGUACGCUGAAUAUAAUUGUCUUCUGGGAACAGUGUUGUGCCAUUGUUAUGCUUCAGCCUCCUUUCCCUAUAAUAAUCCUGACAAAAGUUUUUUUUCCAUUUUGGAAAGUAAAGGACUUUGGAGUGAAACCUAACUCAUCUAGCAUGUUUAAGCUCAUGACCCCAAAGGUUGUUUUAGUAGCCCAUGUCUUGUCUACUGAAAAUUAACUCUACAGUAAUUUGAAAAUGUGAAUCUUUGUUGGGCCUAUUGUCUCAUCUUUCAUUUGACUCGUGUAGUUCUCAGUUUCCAACCCUUGUUUAUUUGUAACUUUAAGCUGACUGAUUUUUUUUGUCUUAAUAGUGACAGUACACCAUUUUGAUUCUUGGGUUGCUUUUAGUCACCUAAAUUGAAGACUUGUAGCUCAUUUUUAAACGGCUCUUUGUAAAAUAUUUUUUCUACAGAAAAUCUCAUUCAUUAAAUUUCUUUAAAGUGAA